CUUAGAUUACUACUUCAUUCUUGAACUAAUUUUCGGUUGUUUGUGAUGGAAUUGCACAACAUACUUCACUUUCUUGAAAACAAAAGCAUUCUUCUCACUGGUGCCACUGGCUUUCUUGCAAAGGUUGUGAUUGAGAAGAUAAUUAGGGUUCAACCAAAUGUGAAGAAGCUAUAUCUUCUGCUGAGGGCCGCUGAUUCUUUAUCAGCUUUACAUCGUUUUAAUACGGAGGUGAUGGAGAAGGACUUGUUUAAGGUAGUGAGGAAGAAAUAUGGACCAAAACUGGAUUCUCUUAUCCAGGAAAAGAUUACUGUAUUAUCCGGCGAUAUUACUCUUGAUUGUUUGGGAUUACAAAACUCAUAUUUGGAAGAGUUAUUUGGACAAGUGGAAAUUAUCAUCAAUUUAGCUGCAACUACUAAUUUUGAUGAAAGAUAUGAUUUUGCGCUGGGAGUAAACACGAUUGGAGCGGCAAAUGUUUUGAGUUUUUCGAAGAAAUGCAGAAAAUUGAGAAUGUUCCUUCACGUAUCUACUGCGUAUGUGAGUGGAGAGAAGGAGGGUCUUAUUUUGGAGACGCCACUGAAAUUGGGUGACGUAUUAGGACUGGAUAUCGACAUGGAAAAUAAAAUUAUCCAACAAAAUCUGCAACAGUUACGCGCUGAUGCAGCCACACAGAAUUACACUACAUCAGUGAUGAGAGAUUUAGGUCUUCAAAGAGCAAGGAAGUAUGGGUGGCCAAAUACUUACAGUUUUACAAAGGCAAUGGGAGAAAUGGUGUUGGGACAAUUCAAAGAGAAUAUACCUCUUAUAAUUAUUCGCCCUACCAUCAUAACAAGUACCUUCAGGGAACCUUUCCCCGGUUGGAUUGAAGGGGUCAGAACCAUUGAUGCUUUCAUAGUUGGAUUUGGAACAGGCAAAUUGACUUGCCACCCAGGCGAUCCCCGAACUACAAUAGAUUUGAUUCCAGCAGACAUGGUGGUGAAUGCUAUAAUGGUAUUAAUGGCAUCACACGUGAAUGAAACGACACAUAUGAUUUGCCACGUGGGAUCAUCGUCAUCAAACCCAGCGCCAUAUCACCUCGUUCGAGACAGCAUUGUUCAUUUCUUCAUAGAAAAUCCAUGGAUCGCCAAAGAUGGCAAGCCUGUCGUUGUCAGAAUGGGACCGCAGUUGGCUACUCGGGUUGCUUUUCGAAGAUAUGCGGAACUCCAUUAUUUGAUUCCCAUUAAGAUUCUAGGUGUUGUAAAUGCUGCAAGUUGGCGAUACUUUGAUACAACCUAUCUCGAUCUUUCUAGAAAGGCCGAGUUCGUGAUGCGGUUGGUCGAUCUAUUUAGCCCUUAUUUCUUCCUCAACAGAGUAUUCAACGACGCGAACGCUGAGAAAUUGAGAAGCGCGGCAAAGGAGCAUAUGGAAAAUGAGAUAUUCAACUUCAAUCCCAAAAGCAUAAAUUGGGAUGAUUAUCUCAAGCAGACUCACAUUCCUGGCGUCGUCAAAUAUGUUUUUAGACGUUGAUCUCCACAAAUAUCGUUAUUAAAUUAUAAUACUUGUAUUAAAU
This is a messenger RNA of Salvia miltiorrhiza (redroot sage), 1546 nucleotides long. RefSeq names its product fatty acyl-CoA reductase 3-like. The transcript is spliced from 10 exons. The record is from RefSeq and is a predicted model, not a curated record. Bases 46 to 1503 code for a protein of 485 amino acids. NCBI's taxonomy places the organism in Eukaryota, Viridiplantae, Streptophyta, Magnoliopsida, Lamiales, Lamiaceae. Gene Ontology annotation, molecular function: alcohol-forming very long-chain fatty acyl-CoA reductase (NADP+) activity. Gene Ontology annotation, cellular component: intracellular membrane-bounded organelle. Gene Ontology annotation, biological process: long-chain fatty-acyl-CoA metabolic process; suberin biosynthetic process.